Molecule: messenger RNA, 1179 nt
Organism: Perognathus longimembris pacificus (Pacific pocket mouse)
Lineage: Eukaryota; Metazoa; Chordata; Mammalia; Rodentia; Heteromyidae
Gene: Tmem82
Product: transmembrane protein 82
Exons: 7
Coding region: 92-1174 (360 amino acids)
Source: RefSeq, a predicted model, not a curated record
CCUGGCUCCUCCCCGGCCCGGCCCCAUAUACCUUUGCCCGGUGACAUCACUGGGCCGAGCGAGGUCGUGGCUGGGGCCGGGCUCCGCUGCCAUGCUCUUCCUGCCGUCCCUCUCCUCCUGGCUCCCCGGCCUCCCGGCCCUGGAGUGGGGCUCCGAUCUCCUGGAGCGCCUCCUGCAAGGCCUGGUGGCGGCGUGUGGAGUCUCCGUCCUGAGCAGCCUCUUGAAGGUGUACUUCUUCGUGGGCUGCGCCAACGCCCCCCAGCGGCGGCUGGAGAAGGAGCGCCUGCGGGCGCAGUGGGCCUGGCUGGAGCCCGUGCACCUGGUGGGGCUGGCCCUGAUCCUGACCGUGGUGGGGGCGCGGGUGGCCGCCCUCGUGGCGCUGGAGUUCUCCCUCCGGGCUGUGUCCACGCUGCUGUCCCUGAACAAGGGUCCCGGGGACACAGAACACCUGCGGCUCUACCUGCUGUGCCAGUACUCGCUGGGCUGCGGGCUGCGCUGCGGGCUGAGCUUCCUGCAGGAGGGCGCCCCUCACCGCACACUGAACCUGCUGCUCAGCCUGGGGCUGGCCGCCCUGCUGGGCUCCGCCGCCCAGCGCCUCCGCCGCCACGUCUUCUGCCUCUACGAGCUCCACAGCAGCCAGCACUACUGCGGGCUCUGCCUGGGCCUGCUGGCCGGCGCUUACAGCCUCCCCAGGCUGCUGGGCCGCUCUCUGGCCGUGGCCUUCGCCGUGGGUGACCUGGCGGCCGUGGCCCUCAUCAACCGGGACUUCCUGAGCGCUUCGGAGGCUGUGCGUUUCUGGACCCCGCUCACCAUCUGCUACGCGCUGCUGGUCAUCUACAUGCAGGCAGAGGAGCAGCGGCAGCGGCGCUCCGGCCUGCAGAGCCAGGUCCAGACGGUUCUGGUGCGCAUGGUCGGCCUCUUCGUGCUGCUGCUCACCGUGGGCCGCUGGCUGGACCUCCUGGGUAUCCUUGUCUCCCUGCUGGGCGAGCUCUGGUGCCUGCUGGGUGUCCGUACCCUGCUGGACCUCUGCCAGAUACAGGGUUUUCCGUCCCUGAGGCCCGCGGCUGGGGCAGCUCCACGCCAGCCCCCGUCUCCUGCAACCGCUACCCAGGCAGCCCAGGCCCGGAGGACGGCCUCUCCCGACGUCCCCGGGGAGGCCCCGGAGUCGGGCUGACCAGC